Molecule: messenger RNA, 1338 nt
Organism: Fukomys damarensis (Damara mole-rat)
Lineage: Eukaryota; Metazoa; Chordata; Mammalia; Rodentia; Bathyergidae
Product: THAP domain-containing protein 4-like
Exons: 2
Coding region: 1-1338 (445 amino acids)
Source: RefSeq, a predicted model, not a curated record
AUGGGCCAUGCAUCCUUCCAUUCCAGGAACACCUUGCAAAUAGCUGCUUCUUAUAUCUCUAGUAAAGACUCCAAACGCCUGCUCCAGUGGUUAAAAGCUGUUCAGAGGGAUAACUGGACCCCCACUAAGUAUUCGUUCCUCUGUAGCGAGCAUUUCACCAAAGACAGCUUUUCCAAAAGACUGGAGGACCAGCACCGCCUGCUCAAGCCCACAGCUGUGCCCUCCAUCUUCCACCUGACUGAGAAGAAGCGGGGGACUGGGGGCCAUGGCCGCACCAGGAGAAAGGACACUAGCAAGGCCUCAGGGGGCAUGAAGGGUCAUGCAAGCACAGCAGUAGGGAAGGUAACCCCAGGCUCCUCAUCACCUUCCAGUGGAAACCCCAUGGCCAAGCCUGAGUCCCGAAAGUUGAAGCGAGCUGCUCUGCAGGGGGAGGCCGUGCUCCAGGCUGGCCCGGAAACUGUGGGUCGGCAACAGGUACAGGGGUCUCCAGAAAGAAAGCCAGGCAGCCAGGGUGAGACAGAGGCACCUGCUGUAGAAUACCAUGACAAGAAUGCUGCUUCCUCCAGCCCCGGGGUGGGGGCAGACAAGAGUGGCAUUUCUGUGGAUGACUUUACCCCUCUAGGGUCUGGGGCUUGCAAGUUUAUUGGCUCACUCCAUUCUUACAGCUUCUCUUCCAAGCACACUCGAGAGAGGCCGUCUGUCCCCCGUGAGCCCAUUGACCGAAAAAGGCCCAAGAGAGAUGCGGAGCCCAGCUGCAGCGGGAGCAGCCUGGGGCCUGACAAGGGCCCAGCCCAGAGUCCCCCAAGCUCCUCACUCACAGCCACUCCGCAGAAGCCUUCCCAAAGUCCCUCGGCCCCUCCGACUGACGUCACCCCAAAGCCAGCUGCAGAAGCUGUGCAGAGCGAGCACAGUGAUGCCAGCCCCAUGUCCAUCAAUGAAGUCAUCCUGUCAGCGUCAGGGGCCUGCAAGCUCAUCGACUCGCUGCACUCCUACUGCUUCUCAGCACGGCAGAACAAGAGCCAGGUGUGCUGCCUGCGCGAGCAGGUGGAAAAGAAGAAUGGCGAGCUGAAGAGCCUGCGCCAGCGUGUCAGUCGCUCUGAUAGCCAGGUGCGCAAGCUGCGCGAGAAGCUGGACCAGCUGCGGAAAGCGAGCUUCCCUUACCUGAGCGGCCUGCUGCCCCCCAGCCGCGGUCAGUACCGAUCUCCAACAGGGGGCGGGGGAGUCUUCCUGCAUGGUGGCACAUGGCUUCCAGUGCCCUCUGGGUCAAGGCUCCUUGCAUUCUUAAAUGGAGCUCUGGUCAUCACCACUCAUGGGGUAGGAACCCAGGCUAGAAGCUGA